Molecule: messenger RNA, 2190 nt
Organism: Radiomyces spectabilis
Lineage: Eukaryota; Fungi; Mucoromycota; Mucoromycetes; Mucorales; Radiomycetaceae
Product: P-loop containing nucleoside triphosphate hydrolase protein
Exons: 7
Coding region: 1-2190 (729 amino acids)
Cellular component (GO): mitochondrial outer membrane
Molecular function (GO): ATP binding; ATP hydrolysis activity
Source: RefSeq, a predicted model, not a curated record
AUGCGACACUCUCCACAAGCGAUCAAAGAUUCCAUUGUUCCAGAUCAUGUGUGGAAUGAGCUGGUCUUUUGCACACGGACAGGGCUGGCACCCAAGGGGUCGUUGGCAGCCUAUAACCAUUCCGAUCACACCCUGUUACAUAUACCUGAAAAGGGGACCACGUUUAUCCAAGAUAAAAUUGCGAAACGGUUGGCACAGCAAGUGGAAGCCGAUCUCCUUAGCUUUGAUUCUCAGGAUUUUCUAUUCUUGGCAAAAGAUAGUUACGGAAAAGCCAUGACAUUACUGCCUAUGAUGUCUCCUCUAGCCAAUCAGAACAUGACCGCCGUGCUGGCUAUUCGUCCAGGCAUGUCGAAAUCGAAAUCAUCACGAGCCACCACCACCGCGGAAAAACAUGCGUCGGUGAUGUCCGAAGACGACGAGGCAUUGGAUGCAGAUUAUGGAACAGAAGGACCGGUCUAUCUGAGCGCCGAUGACGAUUCGCCUUCUCAGCAGAAUACCCACGAUCAGGAACUGGUGACUCAGUUGCUCAAAGACCAGUCUGGUGCGUUACCAAAGGUGAUGGAAGGCGUGUCGACUCGGUACAGCUCGCUGUUCCGACAGAUGCUAUCGAAGCAGAUCAAUAAGGAGAAGGAUGUGUCCCCGACCCUUCGUCCAAAGGUUGUUUAUUUGAGGGAUUACGGUGAAAUGCAUGAUAUGUUUGGAUCGGUGAUGCUCAAAGCGCUGGUCACCGCCGUGGAGGAUCUCAAACAAAAAGGUCAUCCGUUGACGAUUCUGGCCGGAUAUUCGCCAUCGCUGCGUUCCACCGAUAACGAAAUGCAUAUCGAUGAUGUGCCUUUGUUGACAGGCAUGAAGUGUAUCACUGUACCUCUCCCGUUGCCUCAUCACGAGUCGUUCAAGUCAUGGGAAGUGCAACUGACCAAGGAUGGAGCCGAACGCGUUGCGGAAAUGAACGUGCGUCAAAUCCUAGCUGUGUAUAGCCAUAAACAUCUGCUAAGCAUGAAACCCUUGGAUGGUGUAUCAGGACUUGACAAGGAACUAAGUCAGCUGGAAGGUAUCCAAGAUGAAGUCUGGGCCAUGGAAGAUGUGGAUCGUUGCGUGACCACCGCGGUCGGCAGUGCAUUGCAGCACAAGAAAUCAAGACCGGAUCUGCAGGAUUUUGCAGUAGCCAAUGAAAUUGUACAAAAAGGAAUUAAGUUUCGACGGGACACCGCCAAGCUUUUGGAACGUCAACCCUUGCGUCUCGAUAAAGACGGUACCAUCAAUAUCGACGCGUUAAGAUCGAGAUGCGAUGACUAUGAAAAAAAGUUGUUGUCCCGUAUCGUAGAUCCCUCGAAAAUCCAGGGCUCUUUCAAGGAUGUGCGAACUUCUUCUGUUACGAUUGAAACGUUGCAGACACUGAUCAGUUUGCCGCUGAUCCGACCGGAUCUUUUCCAGCAUGGAAUUUUAAAACGCAACUUCAUAUCCGGUGUAUUACUAUUUGGUCCACCAGGAACAGGAAAGACCAUGUUGGCUAAAGCCGUCGCCAAGGAAAGUGGAAGUCGAAUGUUGGAAAUUCAAGCAAGUGAUAUAUAUGAGAUGUAUCUCGGUGAAGGAGAGAAAAAUGUAAAGGCUUUGUUUUCGCUGGCUCGAAAACUGUCGCCUUGCGUGAUAUUUAUUGAUGAAGUGGACAGUCUGAUGAAUCGACGACGGUCGGAUGCUACCUCCAACAGCCAUCGUGAAAUUAUCAACCAAUUUAUGGUGGAAUGGGAUGGUCUCACCAGUGAUAAUCAAGGCGUCAUGGUGAUGGCAGCGACAAAUCGACCGUUUGAUUUAGACGAUGCGGUAUUGCGGCGGAUGCCCCGACGAAUAUUAGUGGACUUGCCAAAGGAGGAAGAUCGUGCGCAUAUUCUGCAAAUGUUAUUGCGGGAUGAGCAACACAAAGUCUCUGUGGCGGAGCUGGCACGGGUGACGGAGCAUUAUUCUGGUUCGGAUCUGAAAAAUCUGUGUGUUACGGCGGCCUUGCGUGCCGUUCAACAAGAAGUGUCAACCAAGAAGAAACGGGUACUCGGUCAAGAGCAUUUUGAUCAAGCCUUGAAACUGGUACCGGCAAGCUCAGGCGAAGACAUGGAUUCGGUGAUUGAAAUACGAAAAUGGGCGGCCAAAUACGGUGACGGUGAUAAAAAGAAGAAACCUCAUCUUGGAUUCGCGUAG